This is a messenger RNA of Dibothriocephalus latus, 202 nucleotides long. NCBI's taxonomy places the organism in Eukaryota, Metazoa, Platyhelminthes, Cestoda, Diphyllobothriidea, Diphyllobothriidae. The record is from the annotation of a GenBank genome assembly.
CCGGGUCGAUGGUCGGGCAAGGUGUCCGUGGGCGCUGUUUUGGGCCAACUUUCCAUAUACGGCAGUCUUGCAGCUACCGCGGGUGCGGACGGUUCUUCUCCUGUGGCUACAGGCGUUGCAGGAAGAUUUGGCUCCUCCGAGGAUGUGGCCUAUGUUAAACUCCUGGAUUAUGCUCUGGUUCAUGCGAGCUCUACGAAAAAUU